Molecule: messenger RNA, 3009 nt
Organism: Chroicocephalus ridibundus (black-headed gull)
Lineage: Eukaryota; Metazoa; Chordata; Aves; Charadriiformes; Laridae
Exons: 2
Coding region: 767-2323 (518 amino acids)
Source: RefSeq, a predicted model, not a curated record
UCUAGCAGGUUAGCCAGAGAUUCCCCCCAGGUGCCCGACAGCACUUUCAAACUACCCUGGGUGAUGCAUCCCACCUGGGAAACUUUUUUCCCCCUCUGUGGUUUUCGCCUGUGGUUUCUGCUGGCUUUAACGCGGCUUUAAUGCCGCUGUCUGGUCUGUGCAAAGCUCUCACCCUCUGUCCAGCCUCACCCUGGGCAUUAGGUUUUGUUUGGCAGUAAAAAUGCACUGAAAACACCUUGUUUAAGGACACGGCACAUCACAGCUCACACUACGGCGGGGGAAUACCUGGGUAAUAUUCACGUGGAGCGUGUGGGAAGGCGGAUGAAGUUGCAGUUGUUCGUUACGACGUCGGCUAUUCCCAGCAAAGCGCUCCGAGCUGUGCUGGCUGCUGCUCCCCCCACCGCCGCUGACCUGCCCAGCAGCUCGGUGGCAGCUCAUCAAAGGGUGCCCUGCCCAGGGCGACGCGCGGCCGCAGCAUUGCGAUGGCCCGGGCACGCAGCAGUCACGCAGGAUAGCUUUGGGGAGGAGGGUGUGCUGGGAUUAUCCCAGCUGGCUGCCCCGGCUCCUGGGGUUUAGCUCCUGUUUCGCAGCCGGCUGCGAUAGUUGCGCGAGAGCAUCUUCCAUGCCACACCUCGGCUGCUGAAGUGAAGCGGGUGCAUCCAUCCCUACUCCUGAAUAUACGACCACAGGAGGAAAAUUGUCAUCUUAAUGAGUUUCCACGUGAAAUGUGUAUCACCCCCAAAACCCUGUAACCAGGACCUGGCUGAUGAAAACCUCCAGGUUUCUGAGGUUUCAUAAAAAAUUGGCACAAGCCAGGGGGAUGGCAGUGACAUCCAUUGAGGGAGCCGGCGCCCCUCUCCCCAGGGACAGAGGAGGAGCCGGCCCCUGGGCCAGGCACCCCGUGCGAGGCACCGCAGCCCGACUCCCACCUUCUGCCAUCCUGCUGCCGAAGGGGCCGCACAAGUCCAGGCUCCCACUGGCAGAUUGCAGCUGGGGCCCGCAGGGCUCCAGUACGCUUCCCCUGCUGCGGGGCUGCGGGAGUGACCCUGCCACCAGUGGAAGUGCCUGGCCAUGGGCUUGCAAACAUGGCAGAGCCGUCACAGUCAGUUCUGCCACCCUGACCCCCAAAAGAAGCACCCCGCUGCUCUCCCGCAACACCCCGACUGGUGAGGCGUUGCGUGGCUGCAGGUCACACUGUGUAAGGGCUGGUAUCCUUUGGAGAAUAAAGCCCAGCGGAUCUGAGCUUGGGAAAUGCUCAGUUGCAACCCAGAAGCGGAAGCACCACCACCCCCGAGAGCGGGGUCUGCCCACCCCACCAGAGACCUGGGGUACACGUCCCCUUGCCCUGACCCCCGGCUGGGCUGCGCAGGGUGCACACACCCUGUCCGGAGCUGCAGGGUCACAGGCGGCAGCGGUCACACACCGUCCCCUCAAGCCGGGUGCGUUUUCCGAGAGCUCCCAGACGCUGCAUGGAAUUUUUGGUGAAAUCCUACCAAAGGCAGGUGAGAGCCAGAGCUGCGCGGCCUGCUCCGAGGCUGGCGACUGGAGCCGAGGGGAGGCAGCACAGUCACCCUCAAUUUUGGUCACCACAGAAGCACAGACACGACUUGCCCCUGCUCCUUCGCUGCACCUCGGCAGCGCUGGCUGUCCCACCGCGGCCACAGCCGCACAGCCCUGUCUCCUUGCUGGGCUUAGAGGAACCCCGGCCCCUACAGCGACCCAGGCUCCUCUCCUCCGUCUUCCAGCAUCUCCGGGUACUGAAGAACAGGUACCAGUACAGCUGUCGUGUCAGUCUGCAGGUUUAUUGUGGAGUAGGUUUGCCUUAAAAGAGUACAGAAGAGGACCAAAUUCCGGAGCAGCAGCACCCACAUGCCUCUCUCGCCAGGUACGCUAUGAACCGGGCAGGCAACGCACAACCAAUAAAUAUUCCAAACACAAGUCACGGGCUUCGGGUGUUCCUGCCAAAACCACUGCAGGGCAACAUCUGCAUCGCCCCUGCUCUCCCAUUGUGGCAACAGUGGAAUUUAAUGGAUAUUGCCAGAGUACUGACCAUCACAGCUGGCAGAUGAAACACCGUUCCCCAUGGCCGAGCCCCACGGGAGCGUCCAGGCAGACGUGGAGCACCCCGGCAGUCAGGAAGGGGCAGCAUGACAGCACGUGUGGAACAUGGACACUUUUCACUCGUACACUGAAAAAGCUCCAUGAAGUCGCUGUUAACGGGAAACCUGAUUUUUUGCAAACCGUGGGUUACCCAAGUCUAACACUGUUUCCAGUCUUUUGCUGUGGUCUGUGUCAACAAAGUGCCUUAUCAUGCAAUUCUUGACUACAGAAUAAGGACAAACACCGAGUCUGACAUACCUAUACACAAAUAAUUAAUCCUGCAGGUGCGUAUUUGCUGUAUGAAAUUAGCUUAAUUAAAAAAAAAAAUCACCUCCAGCAUCCGGGCUGCUUUAAAACGAUAGCGAUUUCUGUGAAGUGGGUUAGAAUUCCUGAGGUCAGCUGUGAGAAUCCUGCACUUUAAGGAGGAAAGUUUGAGCGAGCUGCAGAAAGACUAAUAACAGCUUUCUUUUGCCUCUCAAACACAUUUUCCGAAGGUCCUUCAGAAAGUAGGUCAGAAGACCUUAUGUCUUCCCUCAAAAAGGGAAAACAUGCCGUGAGACUUUUUAUAUUAAUAGCCUAAAGAACUAAAAAAACCUCAACAAGCCAAAGUAGCAAUCGUCAAGUUAUUAAUGACUUCUAUUACGUUCAGAGGUCUCUGCAGAUUCAUUUAAAAGUUGUUGGCAUUUUGAAUAAAAGCUCAUCCCUUAAAUUUCUGGGCAUCUGGUAUCACAACUAGUGAAGCACCACAGAGCAAGCUUUGCAGAAUAAUUGGAUCAGGGAGAAAAAUGAAUGCCCGCUAAAUAUCAAAAAGGAAUAAAAAGGCCAUAUGCAAAUUUUUAGCCAUCUGCAAACAGGGACGGAUUUUGAAUUCCAUUUCAAAGAACGCAGAAACUGAUCCUUUCACCAAAG